UAAAUCAUGAUCAGCUAGUCAUUAUACCUAAGCAUAGCAUUAACGUUCCCAACAUUAAAAAUAAUUUACAUUGGCGGCGGUUACAUUUUGUUCGUCGCGUUAGCCAUACCCACUUAACAUGCGGUGUCAGUAAAUAAAAAAUAUAGUAGAAAAAAAAAAGAAUAUUAAACUUGUAGGACUUAACCUGUCACUAUGAUAAAGUCAUAUUUUAAAGUUUCCAACUAGAGGGUAAAAAAUGAAUGUUAAAUGUGUUAUAAUAUUGUGGAUUGUAAUGAUUGUGAGUUGUCAACCAGCAAAAUCUAUGCAAAGCCAUAGCAGAGAAACUGUUAGACAAAAGGAGAUGCUAAGACAAGUUGAAAUUCAAAAUAGACUGGACCCUACCGACGAUGCGACAGAACAGGUGAUAGAAGAUUUAUGGUCUUUUGCGGAAAUACUGGUUAUAGACGACCAAGGAAUCUUUGAGGGCAUAGGUUUCACUAAUGAAACAAAAAUGAAAGCUAUUUUACCUGUAGAAUACCACGAGCUUAUGAGAAACUGGUUAAUUGAUAAUCGUGAUUUGCGUCGUCCAGAAGAUCCAGCUACCUUAAUAUAUAGGACAAAAUUUGGCAAAUUGAUGAAAUUCCUAAUGGUUCCAGCAGAACGAAUAGAAUUUCUGAACGAAUUAAAAAACCCAAAGGGUGAAACUUCAUAAUAUAUUUAUUAAGGUUGUCAUACAUUUUACACUCAUGGUUU
Messenger RNA from Adelges cooleyi (spruce gall adelgid), 732 nucleotides. RefSeq lists its product as uncharacterized. Lineage: Eukaryota; Metazoa; Arthropoda; Insecta; Hemiptera; Adelgidae. Bases 236 to 691 code for a protein of 151 amino acids. The record is from RefSeq and is a predicted model, not a curated record. The transcript has 4 exons.